UUCCACUAGCUCUAACAAUUUUAGGUUCUCAUCUUUGUGGUAUAGAUAUACCACGUUGGCAAGUUAUAUUAGAUAGUUACGAAGGAGAACCUUAUACACAUAUUGAAAGAAUACUUCAAAAAAGUUAUGAUGCCUUGGAAGAUCCCGCAAAAGCAUAUUUUCUCGACAUUGCAUGUUUCUUCAAGGGUGAAUAUAAGAACUAUGUGCAACAAAUAGUACCCCAAAAAUACAUUGAAGAAUUUGUUGAUAAGGCAUUGAUAACUAUUGAAUGUAACAAGAUUUUAAUGCACGACUUGCUAGCAAACCUGGGCAAGGAUAUAGUUCACAAAGAAUCCCCCUAUGAUCCUGGCCAGCGUAGUAGAUUGUGGUUUUAUGAGGAUGUCAUACAAGUUCUAAUGGGAACUACUGGAACAAGAAAUAUUAAAGGCAUCAUUGUGAAGCUUCCAAAACCAGCAGAGAUAACCUUGAAUCCAAAAUGCUUCCAUAAUAUGGUGAAUCUUCAAAUUUUCAUAAACCAUAAUGCAUCUCUAUGUGGGGACAUUAAUGAUUUGCCCAACACGUUAAGAUUGAUUGAUUGGGAUAGAUGUCAGUUACAAUCUUUGCCACCCAAUUUUCAAGGAAAACGUCUUGUUGAGUUCAAUAUCCCUCGCAGUCAUAUCAGACAAUUGGAUGGAUUUAAGCAUUUGCCAAACCUGACAUCUAUGGAUUUGAGGGGUUGUCAAUUCUUAGAAAAAAUCCCAGACCUAUCCGGAAUCCCAAACAUAGAGUACUUGAAUCUACGAGAGUGCACACGUUUGGUUGAGGUCGAUGGUUCUAUUGGACUCCUUGAUAAACUUGUUGUAUUGAAUCUUAGUAGAUGCGUUAAGCUUACGAGGUUUGCAACAAGACUGAGAUUGAAAUCUCUUUUAGCACUUAAUCUUAGUGAUUGCAAAAGGCUUGAGAGUUUCCCAGAAAUAGAGGAGAAGAUGGAAUCACUAUAUACUUUGAUCAUAUCAGGAAGUGGUAUAAGAGAAUUGCCUGCAUCAAUUACAUCUCUUACUGGGCUUCAAGUAUUAGAACUUCGUGGAUGCUUCAAUCUUACAAGGUUUGCAACAAGACUUAGAUUGAAAUCUCUUUUAGCACUUGAUCUUAGUGAUUGCAAAAGGCUUGAGAGUUUCCCAGAAAUAGAGGUGAAAAUGGAAUCACUAUGGAGUUUGGACAUAUCAGGAAGUGGCAUAAGAGAAUUGCCUUCAUCAAUUGCAUAUCUUACUGGGCUUUCUCACUUUAGAGCUGAUUAUUGUGAGAACCUUACCUAUCAAAAAGUGAACCCUCAAGUUUCAUCCAGCAACUCCGAAUUACCGCUGCUUCCCAACCUAUCAAAAAGUGAUUUCCUCCUGCCCCUUGAUUGCUGGUCCACAUUAACAGAUCUUAAUCUAUCGGGAAACGAUUUUGUCAUUCUUCCGAGAUGGUUUAGCAAAUUGGUCAACUUGCAGCAUCUUGACUUGCGUGAUUGCAAGAGUCUUCUGGAAAUUCCAGAACAAGUGUUUCCACCAGAAGUAGGAUCCGUAUCGCUGGAUAACUGCACAUCAUUGGAAAAAAUUCCAAAAAUGUCUUGGGUAUUGUUGGAUAACUGCACAUCAUUGGAGAAAAUUCUAGAAUUCUCGCCGGUGCAUAACAAUAUGGAUCUGGAUUUGAACAAUUGUGUUAGACUACGCAGCUACGACAUCACAGAAAAUAUUUUUCUGAAUCAGGUUUCUGUUUCCCAUCCGCAUUCUGAAUUUAGCAUCAAUCUUUCAGGCGGUGAAGUUCCAAAGUGGUUCAGCUGUCGUAAAGAUGCAACAAUAGUUAGACAAUAUUUGAGUUCAGGUAUUGGAACAAAGAGAUGCGAAUACGAUGCUGGAUGUGCAGUUAGUUUUGAAAUUCCUCCAAAUUUAAAAUGGGAGACGUUAAGAUUGGUUCUAUUUCUGUAUGUUGUUACUGGUUGUUCUGUUUCUAUUCUUCUCGAUGGAAAACUCGUCAAUGCGUUAUCUUUUGGAUUUAUGGGUCAUGUGCACCUCAGGUCUAUUCCAUUAUUGAAUUUGGAUAGGUACGAGUACGAGUUUGAAGAACCCCUGACGAAGCAGGGUAAUACGUGUCAAGUUAUAUUUGACUUCUUUGUCGAAGUGCCCACACCCGUUAAAAUUCCCUGCGGGGUCCACCUAUUAGGCCACCAGGUUGUCAUUGAGACUGUUGUUGUUGAUCAUGAUCAACACCAAGACUGCGAAUUGCUUUCCUUGUCUUUAGCAUCAAAGACUAGUCUUGGCAAGAGGCCUCGCCAAUCAGAUUACAUGGCACUUGACGAUGAUCAUCGUGCUAACGUUGUCGACAUUGGUGAUCAUGAAGCUCAAGGGCUUACCUUGUUUACAGGACCAGCGGAUCACCAAAAGAGGAGGCACAUUUAUCCUAAAGUGGAGCCAAAGGGAGCAAUGGAAAAAAGAUUACAACUCGAAGGAAAGGAGAAGCAGAGACAGAGAGUCUUGGCCAUCUUGAACAACGCGUGCUAUACAAGCAUCUCUGGGGCAAUGAAGUUCCAAAGUGGUUUAUGUGAGCCCCAGGUUCAGAUGUCAAAACGAACCAAAUUUCCGGCAAUGGUCUAGUAAUCAAGAGGUGUGUUGAGGCGCUAGCAAUUUCUGAGAUUCCAUUUUAAGUUGCAUAAGGCAAUACCGUUCUUCUCAAUUGAUGCAUCCAGCAUUUAUCUGCGGAUGAACAAAGCCGGAUUUAUCUAAUGCUUUCAUUCCACACAUAUUUUGUCUAUGAUUCUUCUAUCUCAUUCACUGGAAUUGAUGUAUGUUGGGGGUAAAAUGUAACAGAUUUAUCUAUUUCAUAAUUUCCAAUCAAGGUUUAUUGAAAAUCAGACAUUAAUUGUAAACAGGCAUCCAAAUAUGUCCAACAUAUUUCUGUUGAAAGAUUAUGUCUCAUUAUA
Prunus mume (Japanese apricot) is the source of this 2941-nucleotide messenger RNA. Lineage: Eukaryota; Viridiplantae; Streptophyta; Magnoliopsida; Rosales; Rosaceae. The record is from RefSeq and is a predicted model, not a curated record.